GCGAAUCGCUUCGUUUGCUGUAUCGGGAGGGGCCUAGCCGUGCCUGCAGGCUGUGGUGAGACGGAAACGGAGGGGGAGUUCGGGGCGGGCGGCGGAGCGUUACAGGAGAGAGCGGCCUGCAGGCAGACAGAAUGGUGGAGAAGGCCGGCCUCGGGAGAGAGUCCAUGCCCUCUCUUAUCCCUAGUGGAUUGAACCCAUCACUUGCGGGCAGUGCCCAAAUGCACAAGCAGGGCAUGAAAUUGGAAGCUGUGAUGGAACAACUACAAAAGCAGCAGCAGCAAGCUGCUCGAAGCAUGGAAGAUCGGGAGAGGCAAAUUAGAGAAACUCAAAGACUGUACGCCCAACAGAUGGCUUCACAACAUUUCUUAAAAUCCAUGGCAGGCACUGCCACAGUGUCAUCUGUGAAAGCCCGCCCGCCCAUGGCCUCUCCACAGAGUGCCAGUGAACCCGAUGAAGAUGAAGAGAUGGAGGAUGAAGACAGUGAUGGAGAUUCGUUUAGUGUAGAAGAUGAUAUCAGAGCAGGGCAGCCAUCCACGCUUGCACAGAAGUACCUUCAGGCUCAGCGAGAGCAACAGGGAAUAGUUGUUCCCAAUCCACAAGGGAACGCCAGUCAGAGACACCUGACUGUGAAGGAGGAGCCAAAGGAAGAAAAUUUUAACCCUUCUACAUCUAAACACCCCAAGCAAAGUUUGGAAGACCAUGUUAAGCCGGAGAACACUUCCUGGGGUGAAGAUGCGGAUGGCCGUUCCAGGGAAACCUCAAGGGAUUUUGCAAAGCUUUAUGAACUCGACAGUGACCCAAAGAGGAAAGAAUUCCUCGAUGACCUGUUUGUUUUUAUGCAGAAGAAAGGCACACCGAUCAGCCGCAUUCCCAUUAUGGCCAAACAGUUACUGGACCUCUAUAUGCUCUACAAGCUUGUAACUGAGAAAGGGGGGCUUGUAGAGGUAAUCAAUAAGAAAAUCUGGAGGGAAAUCACAAAGGGCCUGAACCUACCAACCUCCAUUACAAGCGCUGCCUUCACCUUGCGCACACAAUAUAUGAAGUACCUUUAUCUCUACGAGUGUGAGAAGAAGUCUCUCAGCUCUCCGGCUGAGUUGCAAGCUGCUAUAGAUGGAAAUAGACGAGAAGGAAGGCGCCCAAGUUAUGGCACUUCUUCCUUUAACUAUUCUCCCACUCCAGGAGGGCCCAACACACUUUUGGGAGCUCCAAAACUUCCUGUGCCCAUGCUCGGAGUGCACCCAACAUCUCGUAUGAUGCCAACAACGCCGCUGAAGAAAGGUGACAGUCCUGCAGGCAUGUUACCUAAUCGGAUGGCAAUAGCUGCUGGGCCCAUAAAUGCACAACACAACCCUUUAGGGCUGCGAUCAAUUUCAAUAGAGCAGCUGAAGGAAAGGCUGGAGACAGGCGAACCCCUUGAGAAGCGAAUAGCACGUACACCAAUGGAGGAGCAGCAAAGGCUCAUGCAGCAAGCCUUCCAACACAAUCUUUUAAACAUGGCACGACAGAUACCUAUGAAACUAAAGAUUAACGGGAAGGCAGCUCAGGAUCGGCAGGACAUGACUCUCAAUCUGGGCUCUGGCAGUAUCAACAUGUCCAUUGAAAUUAAUGGCACUAUGUAUACAGGCAUUUUAUAUGCUCAGAAGCCCGUUCCUUUAAUUGCGGGGUAUACUGGGCAAAGCGGAGGGAGCAGCAGCAAUACUUCGCAAGCAUCCCAGAGUCCCACUUCCUCCCGGGGUACCCCAGGAGCAGAACCCUCCACCAGCUGGUCCCUCUGAAGCCUUGUUCUCUACCAAAGGAGAGAUUGGGAAAAGGAGGGAACAAGCAUGAUACUUCUUACCUCCUCCACGAGAAAGCGUUACACAACCUUACCUACCUCAGCUUCAGGAAGACUUCAGCUCCAUUUACCUCACCUUAAUGAAAGGUUACACAACCAGUUUACCUCAAUGUUUGAUAGCAUUACACAAUAUCACUGAUGGGCAGGAAGAAGAUCUGGGAAAAACCCAGCUGCAAACCUGCCUCUGAGCUUCAGCUCCUACCUACUGUAUGGUGUUUGUGAGCAGACCUUGCUGUCCCAUUCUCCUUGUAGUUCUGUGAGGUGCUAAUCUCACACCUGCUUCCUCAUCUGCAUCAUUUAUGGUGGGUGGCAGGAAGGAGCCUGGAGACUUAAAAUGUGCAAGUGGCACAUGAAGACGUUUCUACCAAGGCCACCUCAUCCCUUCUAGGAUCUGUUUCCUUCCUUACAGGCUGUCGCACAACCUCAAGAUGUGCUUAUGACAGUAGAUGUUUUAUAGGACAUUUAGCCAAGAUGAGUUGGGUUUUUUCACUUAGUUCUAUCUUGUAAUCAGGAGUAAGGUUUAAAGAAUCAUCCUGAAUAUGUUUUAAUACCUGGUAUCUUCUGAUGUGAUGUGGUAUUGGUUUGACACUAUAGAGUUGCAAAUACCUCAUGUUCAAUAUGUUUUUUAUAUUCGAGGAAUUGUUUUAUCUACAAAGAAACUUGGAUAACUUUUGCAGUUGCCAUCCUAAUCAUUGAAUGGUACUGCCCUUACAUAAACAGAAUAUAUGCCUCCUGCUUGUGUGUGUAAUAUAGAAUGAGAUUUCUUCUGCUUUCAGAUUUUUUUUUUAAUUCAGCCAAGGUAGGUGUUACCUUUUGAAGAGGCUGUGCCUUCUAAAUUUUAAUAGGCCUAAACACCUAACUUAAGGUGUCCGUUCACUAAGACUCAACUCAGAUGCAGUCAUCAGAUACCAUGUUCAGUAAAAUCUGUUCAGCAUCAGAAUGUUCUGAAACGCUGUUGUCUGCAAGUGUGGACUAUAUUCAUGAAGAAAAUAUAAAGGCCAACAUUCUUUUCUUUAAAAAAAUGAAAAUUGCUAAACAAAGGAUAUCCUAAAUAUUUGAUAGGUGUGACUUUUUGAUAUAAAGCAAAACAGUCAUUUUUCACUAGAAUCAAAUUUGAUAGGAAAUUAAAAAAGAGAUUUUUGUUUGAUUAAAUUUCAUUUAAUUUGGCACCUGAGGCUCGUGAGCAGGCGUGGAACUAUCUGUGCUUGAGCACAGUAUAGGAAGAGCAAGGCAAAUGUUUGGGAAGGUUCUAUGACUCUUCUCCCACUUUUAGCCAAUUGCUGCUGUCUGUUGCUAUUUCUACCUCCUGUUUUUUGCUGAUUUCUGUCCAGGGUCAGAAUAUAAACCUCCUAUAAUCUGGCAGUCAGGCUGGUUUCAAUGACUACCAGAUUACAGGGGAAUUGAGGGCUCUGGUUCCAGAUUUUAAGGUGUUUUUCUUUGUAAGGUUUAUAUAUAUUUUUAUUUUUUUGGUGCGCAGGCGUUAUUGAAGUAUAGAAAAUUAAUAUUGAGGUCCAGUGACAUCUAUAAAUGGAUGCCAACAUAAUUUUCCCAUGAGCUUACAUUUCAUAUAACCUUCUGUUUGCUAGAUUAUUGUCCCAAAACUCAGGAAUCCAGUAUGCAAGUUCUAUUUAUAGGUUUAUUUAACGCUUCUAGAUGAAGACCAUGCAAAUACAUGCUGGUUUAUCUGAUCUAAAAAUAUACAAUUUGAGAAUUUACAGUGUAGAGAAGUUAACUUGCUAAAAUAAGUAAUAAAAAGACGCAAAAUGUAAAACUUUAAAAAAAAAAAAAAUGUUUUCUUUGUGUAAAAUAUAUAUUUGCUAGAUUUCCAAAUCUUGGGCCCUGAAUGUGUAUUGGUGGUUUAGGCUGAUAGUAAUACGUUGGUAAACUACUUCUAUACACCGCUUUUGUGAGAACAUGGCAUGGUCCAAUAUCGCACUGUGGGGGGGGGGGGGGGGGGGGUACAAAGCACAUUCUCACAGACGCCAUCUUAAUGACAAUCCCUGGUGCCUGAACUAGGCACAAUGCAUUACUCAAUCAUGUUUGUGAUUGUUUUACUUGAUUUGUUGUGUGUUUUUGUUAACCUACUAAUUGAUGUUGCAAAAAAAGAAAAAAAAAAAAAAA
Messenger RNA from Rana temporaria (common frog), 3955 nucleotides. It is a transcript of the gene ARID3B, whose product is annotated as AT-rich interaction domain 3B. Gene Ontology annotation, cellular component: nucleus. Bases 132 to 1775 code for a protein of 547 amino acids. NCBI's taxonomy places the organism in Eukaryota, Metazoa, Chordata, Amphibia, Anura, Ranidae. Gene Ontology annotation, biological process: regulation of transcription by RNA polymerase II. The record is from RefSeq and is a predicted model, not a curated record. Gene Ontology annotation, molecular function: DNA binding. The transcript has 9 exons.